Messenger RNA from Pelodiscus sinensis (Chinese soft-shelled turtle), 8521 nucleotides. Lineage: Eukaryota; Metazoa; Chordata; Testudines; Trionychidae. The record is from RefSeq and is a predicted model, not a curated record.
CCGGGCGAGCCCAUCGCUGGGUCUCCUGGCUCGGUGGGCGUCUCUGCGGCGGAGAGAGCGCGCAUCGCCUGGACCGACCCUCCAGCCCUGCGGGAUGGGAAACAGCCCGGCCAGCUCCCGGAUGGCUCCGUCUCCUUAGAGGAAUGGAUUGAGUCCCCCCUCCCUGCUGAAAGGGAAUCCGCCCCUCUGUAGAGGAUUCAGACCGUCACUGUACUGAGCCUAAAAUCAAAGCAACUCCGCGCUCCCCGCCUGCUGCAGCGCUCCCCGCCGGGGCGAGCGGGCAUUUGGACAAGCCCGGGGACCUGUUUCCCCUUCUCGCUGUGACUAGCCGCGAAAGCCGGGUCUCAGGAACGCCCCCAGCUGCCCCUCCUGCCUCUGCCCUUCGCAGCUGGGCUCUGAAUCACUCCGGCUGACCGACACAUGCGGGUUUUGCCUGGCGCUAACCCCAGGGGGGAGCUGCUCCCGCCGGUUCGCUCCGUAGCUCCGCGCCGCAGCCAGGGCAGAAAGAUGCUGGCAAUUCAGCCCGCUUCUUGCGAGGUGCCGCGGAGUCUUUCCUCCUCGGGCCGGGGGAAUUGUAGCGAUCCCAAGGAGGAGUUGCAGUUUCGCAGCGCUAACACGGCGGAGUAACGUGGGGCUGGGAUUCUGGCGCGUGGGGUCGCAGUUCAAGUGAUUUUCCUCUCUUCUCCAGCCCCCCCGUGGGGUGAAAGUUGUAGAAUUACUUACACGAAGGACCAGCUCCCCCAGAGACUUGGGAGAGGAAAUGACGGAUUUGGGGAAAACCUGCUAGGAAGCUGCAGCUGAGGUACCAGGUAUUUAUGAGGCGCUCGUAGCUGGCUCCAGGAGACCCGAGGUUGUAGUGGGGAGGGUGGUGGUUCACCGAAGUGGCUCUGCUGUCCCUACAACCAGCAGGAAUCUUGUAUUGCUGCCAACCUGAGACUUUGACAGAGCCAGGGCUUUGCCAGAGAGGGAAGGAUCUGCAGCUUUGGCUCCCCUUGUAUUGCUCUGCUGGUGCUGGGAGGAAGAUGCUCAGACCAUCAAGUCCCUGUCCCUCCUGGCUGUGAGCGGAUUUUUUUUUUCUUUGUGGCUUGUCCCCUUUACCAGCUCUUUGCUGCAGGGCAUGUCCCGGCCCAACAGUGUGAGUCCUCCGGGCUUCGGUGCCCCUGCACCCCGGGGAGGCACGGAGCAGCAUCGAUCCGCUUGGGGGGAAGCUGAGUCCAGGGCCAAUGGCUAUUCCUAUCCCCCUGCCCCAAACAGGUCGUCGAGCAAAAAGGCCUCCCGUAUGGCAAGCAGGUGGAGGAGCGAGGAAGACUAUGAACCUCAGCCCAAUAGGCACCACGGGGAGAGUGGUUGCAGAAUGAUGAGUUUUAGAUCUAAGUCAGCCUGGCAGGAGCAUGGCGAAGACAGUCACCGCCCCCGCCAUCAGCGCAGGGGGGAUCCCACUUCUACCAACAGCCCUCGGCACUUUGGUGAGCCAGGUGAGGUGCGGCCCCGGUCUGUGGAGCUGGGGCUGGAGGAGAGGCGGAUCAAGGCCAAGAUUGAGGAAUUAGAGGAGGAGGAAGAGGACUCCCAGAUGGCUUUCUCCAUGGGCAGCUGCUGUGGCAGCCUGAUGCAGAUCUUCAGGUCCAAGAAGUUCCAGUCGGAGAAGCUGGAACGCCUCUACCAGCGAUACUUCUUCCGGCUCAACCAGAGUAGCCUCACCAUGCUGAUGGCCGUGCUGGUGCUGGUGUGUCUGGUCAUGCUGAUCUUCCAUACUGUGUAUGGUCACUACAAGGUGCCCUACGUGGUGGUGCUCUCGCUGGCCAUCCUGCUGGUGAUGGUGCUGUGCGUGCUGUGCAACCGCAAUGACUUCCACCAGGACCACAUGUGGCUAGUGUGCUACUCAGUCAUCCUGGCCAUCGUGGCAGUGCAGGUGGUGGGGGUGCUGCUGGUCUGGCACAGGAGUGCCUCUGAGGGCAUGUGGUGGACUGUCUUCUUCAUCUACAGCAUCUACACGCUGCUGCCAGUCAGAAUGAGGGCUGCAGUCAUUAGCGGGGUGGUCCUCUCAGCCAUCCACCUGGCCAUCUCCCUGAAGACCAAUGAGGACGACAAGUUCCUAUUAAAGCAGCUAAUCUCCAAUAUUCUCAUCUUCUCCUGCACAAACAUUGUAGGAGUGUGUACCCAUUACCCAGCCGAGGUGUCGCAAAGACAAGCUUUCCAAGAGACCAGGGAGUGCAUUCAAGCCAGGCUACAUUCUCAAAGGGAGAACCAGCAACAGGAGCGUCUCCUGCUCUCUGUACUUCCUCGUCAUGUUGCCAUGGAGAUGAAAGCCGACAUUAAUGCCAAACAGGAGGAUAUGAUGUUUCAUAAGAUCUACAUCCAGAAGCACGACAAUGUCAGCAUCCUCUUUGCAGACAUAGAGGGUUUCACCAGCCUGGCCUCCCAGUGUACAGCUCAGGAGCUGGUCAUGACGCUGAAUGAGCUCUUUGCCAGAUUUGAUAAGCUUGCCGCUGAAAAUCAUUGUUUACGUAUAAAGAUCUUGGGCGAUUGCUAUUACUGCGUGUCCGGGUUGCCAGAAGCAAGAGCUGAUCAUGCACACUGCUGUGUUGAGAUGGGAAUGGAUAUGAUAGAGGCAAUCUCAUUGGUCCGGGAGGUGACAGGAGUCAACGUAAACAUGAGGGUUGGGAUCCACAGCGGAAGAGUUCACUGUGGAGUGUUGGGCCUCAGGAAGUGGCAGUUUGAUGUGUGGUCAAAUGACGUCACACUAGCCAAUCACAUGGAAGCUGGAGGUAAAGCAGGGCGAAUCCACAUUACCAAAGCGACCUUGAAUUAUCUGAAUGGAGACUACGAGGUGGAGCUGGGUUUUGGAGGAGAACGCAAUGCUUACCUCAAGGAGCAUAGCAUAGAAACCUUCCUCAUUGUACGCUGCAGUCAAAAGCGGAAAGAUGAGAAAGCGACAAUAGCCAAGAUGAACAGACAGCGCACCAAUUCGAUUGGCCAUAACCCUUCACACUGGGGUGUGGAUCGCCCCUUUUACAACCAUCUGGGCACUCACCAGGUCUCCAAGGAAAUGAAGAGAAUGGGUUUUGAGGAUCCCAAGGACAAGAACACCCAAGAAAACAUGAACCCAGAGGAUGAGGUGGAUGAGUUUCUGGGCCGUGCAAUCGAUGCCAGAAGUAUUGAUCGGUUACGCUCUGAGCAUGUUCGCAAGUUUCUCUUAACGUUCAGGGAGCCUGACUUAGAGAAGAAGUACUCCAAGCAAGUGGACGACAGAUUUGGAGCCUAUGUGGCUUGUGCUUCUCUGGUCUUCCUCUUCAUCUGCUUUGUCCAAAUCACAAUCGUACCCCACUCUACAUUUAUGUUGGGUUUUUACCUGACCUGUUUUUUGAUCCUGACCACAGUGGUGUUUGUUUCGGUCAUUUACUCCUGCAAAAAGCUUUUCCCAGCUCCACUCCAGACUCUCUCAAGGAAGAUUGUCCAGUCCAGGACCAAUAGCACCUUAGUUGGGGUCUUCGCCAUUAUACUGGUUUUUCUGUCAGCCUUUGUCAACAUGUUCACAUGCAGCACUGUGGAUCUUGACAGCUGUGUGGCUGCAGAGUACAACAUCACUCCCAACCAGGUGGUAUGCCUUCUCAGCAACUCAUCUUUCAAAUACAGCCUGGGCACCUUGCAGGGAUUCUGUGGCAGUUCCCUGCCCAAUUGCGACUUCCCAGAGUAUUUUACCUACAGUGUCUUACUGAGUCUCCUGGCCUGCUCUGUGUUCCUUCAGAUCAGUUGCAUUGGGAAACUGAUCCUCAUGCUGAUCAUCGAAUUAAUAUACGUUCUAAUUGUGGAAGUACCAGGGGUGAACCUCUUUGACAAUGCAGAUCUUCUGGUUGAAGCCAACACUGUUGAGUUCUCUAAUGUAACAUCAACAUGCUCACAGAAAGUGUCAAGAGUGGCACUGAAGAUUGUGACCCCUAUCGUCAUAACUCUUUUUGUCCUGGCAUUGUAUCUGCAUGCCCAGCAGGUGGAAUCCACAGCAAGGCUUGACUUCCUUUGGAAACUGCAGGCCACUGAAGAGAAAGAGGAAAUGGAGGAGCUACAGGCCUACAAUAGACGUCUCCUCCACAACAUCUUGCCAAAGGACGUGGCAGCCCAUUUCCUGGCACAGGAGCGGCGAAAUGAUGAGCUGUAUUACCAGUCCUGUGAGUGUGUGGCUGUCAUGUUUGCUUCCAUCAGCAACUUCUCGGAGUUCUACGUGGAGUUAGAGGCAAACAACGAAGGGGUGGAAUGUCUGAGGCUCCUCAAUGAAAUUAUUGCAGACUUCGAUGAAAUAAUAAGUGAGGACCAAUUCCGUCAGCUGGAGAAGAUCAAAACCAUUGGCAGUACAUACAUGGCUGCUUCAGGCCUCAAUGAUACCACUUAUGAUAAGGUUGGGAAAACACACAUCAAAGCUCUAGCUGACUUUGCCAUGCGGCUAAUGGAUCAAAUGAAGUACAUUAAUGAGCAUUCAUUCAACAACUUCCAGAUGAAAAUAGGGUUAAAUAUUGGUCCUGUGGUAGCCGGGGUAAUAGGAGCACGCAAACCUCAGUAUGACAUCUGGGGAAACACAGUCAAUGUAGCCAGUCGAAUGGACAGUACAGGUGUUCCUGAUAGAAUUCAGGUGACCACAGACAUGUAUCAGGUUUUAGCAGCCAACAGUUAUCAGCUGGAAUAUCGAGGGGUUGUUAAGGUAAAGGGUAAAGGAGAAAUGACCACCUACUUCCUAAAUGAAGGGCCACCAAUCAGUUAGCAGCAACUGUGACACAACUCUAAAAAUGGCAUUUGCAUGGCGAGGAAUUGCUCUUUAGCUGUGGACCCAAAAAUACAGUGCAGUUGCAUUUUUUCAUGCAACAAGUUUAGAGCAUGGUACAGACAAACACACUUUAGCCAAAUACCAUGCAGUGCAGAAGAAAGAAACCCCUGUGGAUUAAUUCCCAGUUGAGUGCUAUAUCGACCAAAGAUGCACCUCCAUGGAAUUUUAAGCUAAAAGAAAUGAAUGAGCUUUUAAAAUGAGGCUGCUGCACAGGAUUUAAGAUAUUUAUUUAUUGAAGUUACACAGAAUUUUACUUGGUUGAAGGAAUGUAUGGUUCACUACAAAGCGUUAUUUUGGAAAGGAUUUGCACUUCUAUAAUGUUUCCGUUCCAUAUGGUCAGCUCUUUCAAGUGUACGACUAUUCUUUAACUAGCUGUUUUGAGUAGGCUUUCAAAAUUAAAAAUGACACCCACUCUUCUACACAAAAGGCCUUUCAGAACAGCCUCAGUAAUGUUUUUAGGUUGAAAAAAGACACCUUGCUAUAGAAAACUGUCCCCUUUUUCUUACAUGCCUAACAGACUACUCUUCUGAAUAGAACUGGUACACCUAAGAUCAAGCUGAGGAAACAUGGCUCUGCAAACAUAUUUAUUUAAUAAAUCUUCUCUGCGCUUCUUUGGUGUAUAUGUAUAUAUAUCAGUUUACAUGUGAAAGACAAGAUGAAAACAAGAGACACUAAGAGGAAUCAUUCCUCAAAUUUCUUGUUUUUGUAUUUUUUAUUUUGUAAUAUUGAAAACAUGGAAAUCUAACAGAUAUACCAAAAUCUAUAUUUUGUAAAUUAUAUAUAUAUAUUAGAAAAAAGUCUGUCCACACCAGCGUGUGGUGAGUUGUGUAUAUAUAACUUGCAGAACUGUGUAACAUUCCGUGCAUUAUUCUCUGAAUACAGACUUGGCAGUUUUCAGAUUAAGAGUAAACAAUCAACAGCUGAUGAGAUUGCGGGCUGAGUCAAAUGCAUUUUUAAGUAAAAAUUCAGAAAGUAAAAAUUCAGAAAAUACUCAGAGAAAAAAAUCAAGUACAAUAAUCAUUACAAACAACUGUGCAUUUCAGAAUUCAAGAUGCAGCUGGAGGUGAUAGUGCCAUGCGUGGAAGUAGAAUAUGAGAUAAAUAAUUGAACUAUUGGGAAUAUCAAUCGAGCAUAACAGGGGAGGGAGAGCACUAAUCAAAUCUUCAUCUGAAAGUAGCAAAAACUGUUACACCGGAACAAAACGAAGAUCAUUUUCUUUAAAAUUGUCACCAAAAAAGUGUCCAAGAUGCUCUAAGUGCCACUUGCCUUUACAAAAGAACUAUGUACUACGUUGCCAGAUUGACUGACAUUUAAUUGAAUUAAUGAUUCAUAGCUAUUUUAAGAGUUAGGUGAUUUUAUCUUUUAAAAAAGACAAAUGGACAAUUUGUAUGUGGUAAAUAGUAUGACAGAUAUAUCAUGGGGGGGGUAAAUGAAUAAUUCAUUGUUAUGGUUUAUGUACCUUUUUAACUUGUAAAGAAUAAACCCUUGCUAUUUUAUUUUUUGAAAAGCAUUUUAAAACCCUAUUUUUUUAUAUUCUAUGAGGGGAGAGUUUUGAUACUGGAUUUGGCUAUCACUAAAAUGACUCCACUGUUUUGACAUUCAGUAAAGUUCUUUUCAACUCUUCUCAGGGUAAAAAUUACUGUAUUAACAAUUUAAUGAUUGCACUAUAGUGGUAUUUAUAAAAUAGGUGUUUCACUUCAUUUUUUACAAGAAGAGUAAGUUAAAAUCCAUUGGCCUAUCCUAAUUAAUUUGCUAAGCAUCCAGCCAUUUAAACUUCAGCUUAAAUGGCACCUCUAUGACCUUUCCUUUUCCUCUUUAACAGGACACAUCCUUGAAAAGUAUAGUAUAUUGACUUCUGUAAAACUGCCAAGUCUGCCCUUGUACUAUACUUUUGCUGCUUUGCAUUUUCUGAUUUGCAAAAUAUUUUCAUUACAUGGCACAACGCCCUUUCCUUCCACCCUCUGUCCCUUUUUACCACUGAGUUUCAUUACUUUCAUGAUAUACAUUCAUUUUUAGGUUUGUUUUCUACUUUACUAAAACUCUGUAUUCUUAACUGUUGAUCAGUCUGCUGCUCCACCUUGCACAGCUGUGUUGUCAAUUAUAUUCUGAAUCCCCAGUAUCUCUGACUGUGAUUGUUGACAGUGUGUCAUGAUCAUUUCAAGGGGUAUACACUCUUUAUUUUAGCUCUUACAAAAAUUGAUACAAUUAUGAUUUCCCAUGGAAAUUGAAAUCUAUUUAAGUAAUUUAACGAUAUUAAACACUGUUUCACUGGUAACAUGUCUUUGCUCUACCUUUUAUUUAAGAUAACUGGUUUGUGAAAAUACGUUUGUGCAGCAAAUGAUAAUUAUGCACACAUUUUGGGAGUUCUGUAUUUAAAUGUAACUGAGGUAUAGAAAACUUAGAACUGUAUUUGAAUAUAUUUGGCCAGUUGCACAAUCUAGGCUACAUACUGUGAGACUAUGUGAGCACAGAUCCACUUAAUUCUUAUGUGUACUAUGAACAUCCCACUCUGUGUUUAUUCUUUGUUUACUGUGGAGCCAUCUAAGGUACAUUAGAACCAAUAACAGAAAGCCUGGUUACAUCUGGCAUAUUUAAAUAGAUGCUAGUAACUCAUCUACCUUGAAAUAGCUACUCUACCUACAAUGGUACAUUUUUGCUGCACGUGAUUAAUUUGCUACUAUUUUCAAAGUUUAUUAAAUGUACCACACCGUUGGGAUUAGAACAGGGAUGGACAAAAGGGCCUCCAUGGACCAGAUCCAGCCCACAGAGGCCCUUGCUCCCUCCCCCAGGCCAAUCAGGGCUGGGGUGUAGUACGCAAAGUCAUCUCCUGCCUUGCUAGGGGCUCUGCACUUAGAGUCAAUUGCCAGCUGUUCAGAACAAGCUGGCAAUUGACUAAGUGCAGGGCAGGGGCAGGGAGCGAGAGAUUUCACAUGGUCCCCAGGCCUGAUGGACCUGGGGUCCGCAAGGAGUACAUGAAGUCUCCUCCCAAAGCCAGGGGCACAGGUACCUAAAAGGAACCGCCAGCUGUUCAGAAUAGCUGGUGUUUAUCAGGGUCUGUGGGUGGGGGAAGCAGGAAGUGUCCCAGCCUCUUCAUUUUGGGGGCAGCCUGGGGCCACCUCAAAUUUCUGAAGUGGCCCCCAGCCAAAAAUUAUUGCCCACCCCCUGCAUUACAAGGAUGAGGCACUUCUCCAGAGGGAUUCAAGUAACCCCUCCUAGAACCAAGAGCAAUACUGACGUGAAUACCACAUUGCCUUUCAGUUGUCCUGGGGAGUUAGUGGUGUAAUACAAACUAGUUCACUUGAAAAUAGCACCUAAGAGAUUUAACCACUUAACUGUCAUCCACAAAACUUCUGCAGAGCUCUGUUUCUCUGCUAGUAGGCAGUGGCACAGCAACGUAAAUGCAUAUGCUGCCCCAUAGCUAAUAAGCUUUUUCACUUUGAAUAAUUAAAUAUUGAUUGGAGCAAGGCCUUUAACCUGAGGCUAUGUUUAUACCACCACUUACAUUGGUGGAACUCUCACCCCCAGGUGACAUAAGCACUGGUGUGGACAGCAUUAUGUCAGCAAGACAGCGUUUCCCACCACCAUAACUACUGCUCUCCUUGCAAGGGCUAGAAUAAUUUAAAUGGUCAGGAAAGAGCUCUGCUGUCAGCUUGUGUGGCCACAAAGUUUACAGUGAUGCAGCUGCAAACUCUCUAGUGUAGCCAUGCC